Lycium ferocissimum is the source of this 1832-nucleotide messenger RNA. Its product is annotated as probable pectate lyase P59. Gene Ontology annotation, molecular function: pectate lyase activity. NCBI's taxonomy places the organism in Eukaryota, Viridiplantae, Streptophyta, Magnoliopsida, Solanales, Solanaceae. The coding region runs from base 217 to 1560 and encodes 447 amino acids. The record is from RefSeq and is a predicted model, not a curated record. The transcript is spliced from 4 exons.
AAAUGUACCUUUCAUCGUUGUUGUCUCUUUGAGACCGAGCCCUAAGCUAAAAUUAUAAAACUUCUUGUUGUCGCGGCCGGUCAAUAAAGGGCCAGAACCCAUACAGAGUUAAGGGUUCGACCCUUGACCAUCGUAACAACAACAGGAAGGUUAAAAAAAAAAUACAAUUAUAUCAAAAAUAUCAAAACAAAAAAAAAAUAUAAAAGAAACACAGAGAUGGGAGGACCUAAGUUAAAGUAUUCGUUCUUCUUUCUAUUUAUCACUUUUUGUACAAUAAUACCGAGCCUAAUGGCUCAUAUUGGUGACUUCGACGAGGUAUGGAGGAGGAGAGCCGAAGAAGCAAAAGAGUAUGCCCGUCAGAUUUACGAGCCCCACCCUGAAAAUGUCACACUUGCAUUUAACCAAAAACUUCGCGACACAAUGAAGGAAUUAAGGCAAGUUAAGCAUAGCAAUAGCACAAGGAGGGGGCUAGGGACCAAAAAGUACGAUGGACCUUGCACGGUCACAAAUCCAAUUGAUAGGUGCUGGAGAUGUGACCCUAAUUGGGCAGACAAUAGGAAAAGACUAGCAGAUUGUGCAAUGGGCUUUGGAUCCAAGGCCACUGGUGGCAAAGACGGUGAAUUCUACGUCGUCACUGAUAAUUCUGAUGAUUAUACCGAUCCAAAACCAGGAACUCUUCGUCAUGCUGUUAUCCAGAAGGAGCCAUUGUGGAUCAUAUUUAAAAAGGGUAUGACCAUUAGGUUGCACCAGGAGAUGAUCAUGCAGAGUGACAAGACCAUCGAUGCUCGUGGGGCUAAUGUUCACAUUGCGAAAGGUGCUGGCAUAACCCUCCAGUAUAUCAAGAACGUGAUCAUCCACGGACUUCACAUUCAUGACAUUGUUGAGGGAAAUGGUGGGAUGGUUCGGGAUGCAGUGGACCAUAUUGGAAUACGUACGAAAAGUGAUGGAGAUGGCAUUUCAAUCUUCGGCGCGUCCAAUAUAUGGAUUGAUCAUGUCUCUAUGAAGAGUUGCUACGAUGGGUUGAUCGACGCUGUUGAAGGAUCCACUGGUAUCACAAUAUCCAAUGGACAUUUCACUGAUCACAAUGAGGUGAUGUUGUUUGGUGCAAGUGACAGUUCUUCCAUAGAUCAAGUUAUGCAAAUCACAUUAGCUUUCAAUCAUUUUGGGAAGAGAUUGGUACAGAGAAUGCCAAGGUGUCGAUGGGGAUAUAUCCAUGUUGUUAACAAUGACUAUACUCACUGGAAUAUGUAUGCCAUUGGUGGCAGCAUGCAUCCCACUAUCAUUACCCAGGGUAAUCGUUUUAUUGCUCCUCCAGACAUCUUCAAGAAGCAGGUAACAAAGAGGGAGUACAACCCAGAAUCAGUGUGGAUGCAAUGGACAUGGAGAUCAGAGGGAAAUCUAUUCAUGAAUGGUGCAUACUUCACUGAAUCUGGAGAUCCAGAUUGGUCACAGAAACACAAAGAUCUUUAUGAUGGAAUAUCAGCUGCCCCAGCAGAAGAGGUCACUUGGAUUACUAGGUUUGCAGGUGCACUUGGCUGCAAAGAAGGACAACCUUGUUAGAAAAUAAAAACAAUUUAGUUUCUAACAUCUUAAGAUAGCAAAUAACGGUGAAGUCGGAGAAUGCUACAAUUUUUUGUAUGUAUCUAUCGAGAUAACUAUUUUGUAAAUUAAUUUUUUCUUGGGAGUAAAAGAGCUAUAAACGUUGAUUACCUUUAAUUUUUUGCUCAUAGCGGCUAGCUUUCAUUUUGUGUACAUAUGUUGUGCAGCCGUUGGCAGUUUUGUAGUCAAUGUUUUGGUUCUCUAAUAAAUGGAAAAGCAUACAUUUUUACAUU